AUGUCAGUUGUUAAUUGCAGUUCUACACGCUUAAGAACUGACUCUAUAGAUUUCAUCUGGACAAUUGAAGAUUUUCCUUUACUUAGAACGCUUGCAUUACAGCGUGCAUUGCCUAAUUAUGACAGAAUAAUUAGUCAAAAAUUUGGAGAUCAACACAAUGGAACUUGGUUUCUGGCCUUGUUUCCUGCAGGCAUAAACUGUGAUGGUAAUUUGUUAUCAAUAUAUUUAUUUUCUUACUCAGAACAAAUUAGGAUUGCAGAAUUUGAAAUAUCUUUAUUAGAUGAAAAAUUAGAUAUUAUUGAAGGUUCAACAGUUUCUCUUUCUCAGCCUCGAGUUUUUACUAAUAAUGAUUCUAGCUGGGGCUGGGAGGAUUAUAUGCAAAUCAAUAUAAUUGAAGAUAAUAUUUUGGGCGAGAAUAAGAAUAAAAAUCCUCUAAGCCGAUUAAUUCCCUCCCCGUUUGAAGAUACACAGGAAAGAAUUCGUUCAUCAGAUGAAUUGAUAUAUUUUUCUGAUGAAGGAUUAGACUCGCAUAAUUUACAAAGCAACUAUUUAGACGAAAAUUGUGAGAUAAAAUCUUCACAAGACAAAAUUUUCAAUUGGGAGAAAACCAUUCUUAAAUAUUUUAUAUUCGAUGGUGCAAUGCGUGUUAAAAUAAAUAUCAAGUCAUAUAGAGAUAUUAUUCAUUCAGAUGGAAGCGUAAUAAUUCCUAGUUUCUUUUCUAACAGAAUUGCCACUCAAGAUUACUUAUGGCUUGCAAAUGAUAUUUCCAAAUUCUCAACAGAUUGCUCAAAUAAAUUGUGUGAAAAAGUUACAAUAAAUUGUGGCAACGAAUAUUUUCAUGUCCCUAAGUUUACUCUAGCUGCUAGAUCAAAAUUUUUCCAGAAUUUUUUUUUAUCAAACUUCAUGGAUUCAAAAACCGUGCAUUUUUCAAUUCCGAUUGAUGAUGCAUCACCACAUAUUCUAAAAAAUGCAUUAGAUUAUAUUUUAACUGGUGAUUGCGAAUUAUUGAGUGGUGAAAAUGUUAAAAAAUGGAAAGAAAUUAUUGAUCUAUUCAAAUUUUCAGAUAAAUAUGGAAUUAAAUCACUAUACAAUACCUGUAUACCUCUGAUUAUUGCAAAUAUCAACACAGAAUCAGUUUGGGCAAUUAUGAUAAUUGGAAAACAGUGUAAUUCGGACAUUAUUUUAAGAUCAGUAGGAAAUUUUUUUAGAAGAAGUGAUGACUUUUCCAUUAUUGCAAAUACAUUAAUUGGCCACAUAAUUGAAUAUAAAAAGUAA
This is a messenger RNA of Cryptosporidium ubiquitum, 1275 nucleotides long. RefSeq lists its product as uncharacterized. Gene Ontology annotation, molecular function: ubiquitin protein ligase binding. Gene Ontology annotation, biological process: regulation of proteolysis; proteasome-mediated ubiquitin-dependent protein catabolic process. Gene Ontology annotation, cellular component: cytoplasm. Lineage: Eukaryota; Apicomplexa; Conoidasida; Eucoccidiorida; Cryptosporidiidae. The transcript has a single exon. Bases 1 to 1275 code for a protein of 424 amino acids. The record is from RefSeq and is a predicted model, not a curated record.